AUGAAGCGAAUAAGGAAAACCUUCUUCGACCCGCUCGCAACAUCGAAGGCUCGGGUUCGAGAGAUCCUAAAUCAACUCCCAGUCGGCUCUGCACACCCUUUCAGUCCUGAGCGACUUCUGCUUUUUCGAACAGAGAGCGGCAUUCAAGAAAUCGAUAUCUCCUCGUAUCUAGAGGACUUUUUCUUCAAUGCCGUGGACAUGGGCGAGAUGGGCGAGAUUCUUCUGAGGCGCAUGGCUGGGUUUGAGUCUCGACUGGGGAUAUUCAAGGACUUCCAAAUGCUGCAAGCACCAGCUUCAACCUUUGAGAUCCCGAUAGUGUCCGGCCAAAUUAUGCUCCUGGCAAUCUCUGAAAGAAAGCCCACCUACUACGAUUUUUGCUUAGCGGAUGAAUCAUACAACACAUGUUGUUAUAAUACAAGAAGUACUUUCCCUGGAAUCAAGCAUAGCGGCGAUAACAACAGCGGAUAUGAUCUCUUACAAUAUGUCAAGAUCAACAAGAACACUCUCACAGAGAAAGAAAUCUGUGUUUUCAUAUCUGGCUUCCAUUUGACCCCCAUAACAAGAUUCCUAGGAACCAGCCCUGCCUUGCUCGUUGCUGAUCACGUAGAUAAGGUGCUUUAUAUUGUCCCGGUACCCUUGGAUGCGGCAACAAUUGGAGACGCAACCAUCUGUUGCCCACUCGUGAUAAAGCGCGACGGAGACUCCCUGAUAUGCUCGGUUUUGCCAACUGCAACGACAGAUGUAAAGAAAAGCUGCGACAGUAACCAGUUGAAAAGCGCUGCCUUCCAGGAAGCGAUCAACCGCGCCGAUUUCACUAUCUCCGCUCCUUCACCAGCUGCUACACAGAAUGAGGGGUCUUCAAAAGCUGAUACACAUAUACAUGAAGCUCCAAUUAACAAUUCAGCCGAAGAGAAAACCAGCUCGAGUUUGGAAAUCCCGCGCAAGAUCACCAAAGAAAAUGCCGUUUUUAUCACCGAUUCUGCCAGUCUCCCUUCCUUCAUAGAUCUAGCGAAAACUCAAAUAAUACGUUUCGGGGUUGGCAUUGAGUUCCAGCUACCAGGCGAACAACUCCCCACGAAGACCCCAUCCACCGUUGUUUUACCAUGCAUAUUUGGUUCCCAGCUUCAAGGCCCAUUUCUAUUGGCAACCGGAGCGGUCCCUUCAAAUGUGCCCUUUCUCGACGAAAUUGCUCUCCGGGACUAUUAUAAGCAACUCAAGAAUGCCGUGGUGGUAGUUGACGAGCGAAUGACAGACAAUGCCCGAAAUCUUGCAACUAUCUACAGAAUCAAUGCUCUCUUCAUUGUACAACUCAGUCCACAAAAUCAGCCGCAGACCACCGAUGAUAUUCUGUCUUUGCUGAACUCAGCGAACAUCAACGCGGUGACAGCACUGGCGGGACCACAAUCCUUGAUUUUAAUACAAAUAUCCGAUAGGUAUUACUUCUACCGAGGUAUUGCUAAUCGGGCAUACAUCAACACGUCUAGAAUCGAAUUUGGCUUUGAUGUGACAUCCAUACUUGAGGCUGUCGGUAUGGAAUCCAUGCUAGACCCAAGGAUUGAGCGGAUUGUUACUCUCGGCGAUGCAAACUCAAUCAUAUUGCCUACAUCAGGUCAGUUGGUCAAGCAUAAAGAUCUCCAGAAGCUGUUUGAAGGGAUGUCAAUAGACCAAAUGAAAGAGCUGGGAGAGGACAUAUCAGCAGCAGUUUCCCAGCUACAGAUCCUUUUAAAUGAGAAAGAUCUACGAGAACUAUCCAAAACCUUGGUAUUCGCACUCUCAACAAAGAUCAGCAACGCAACAGCUGGAUUAAGAAGCACCUACACCAAUUACCUAACCCAGGAGUACGACGUGACAGAUCCAGAAUCGGUGAAGAAGAAGAACGCUAUGCUUGGAAAAUUGAGGAAUCUCACCAGGGAGAUGCAGAUUGUGACCGAGCCACUCAUUUCGGGCUUGGCUAACAUAAUGUCGUCUCAAAUGACUUCAAAGCGGACGCACGAUCUGAAGAGACUUGUUCGCCAAACCCAGAUCCAGGCAAAUGUCGAGGCCGUCAAGUCCAUGACUUUCGACACUCUCGCAGGAUAUCUUGAAACAUAUGCAGGGGAUAUGGGAGUCAUGCUAUUGAAUAUUGAGACAAGUUCAUAUUCCCUGCUCCUAAAAGAUCUGACAGACGUCAACAUCAAUGCCAGUAAAUGCUGCGACCUUGACUCGAGAGUUCUACAUCUCGUAGGAUUCGACGCUGGGAUUAUCAUAGAGCAGUCGCAGGCCAAUCACAAUGGCCCACUCCGAAGUGGGAACGGUCUAUCCCAGCCAGUUUUGGCGGUACCGUACCUGAGCCAGCAAUCAGGAACAGGAUCAAUGUUAGCUUGGGUCUGUUGGGAUGAAUUUGUUAACCUCGAAAACCCUUACACUAUUAGAUGGAUGGAGAAGUGCAACGAGGAGCACAUUGCCGCGCUCAGAAUCGUUAUGAGGUCGACUCUUAGUCAAGCGGUGGCGGCUAGAGACUAUGACAUUAAACCUAACAGCCCAGAAACCGGUCAUCUUAUGAGCGCUUUGUUGAUGGCAGCUAUGUCGAAACUCGCAGCGAUGAGGACAACUGCGCCAGUCGUGUCACAGCGAGCCGAGGAUACUGUCACAAGAUUGAUGCGGGGACUCUUCGGCAAUUUGUUGACAAUAGCAGGGUCAGGAGUGCGCCCUCAGAGCAUGGUCUGGCAGCUCUUCGGUCUGGACUCUCAAAACGACCUUCCCCAAACCAAUUCUGAGUGGAUUUGGUACGAAAUUGUCGUCAGUUUGUAUCCUUACACUGGAUGGCCUCUAGAGCAAUUCUACGAAAAUCUGGAAAAGCUCCUCGACAAGGCCAUUAUCCGGGUGGUGACCAAGAACGAAAAUGUGGAUGGGGUGAGAUCAAGCCGGGUAGAUGAGAUGAUCAGGUUUUCCAAGCUUCGAAACAUUCAGCUUCAUCAUUCUCGAACAAUCAUUACCGUUUUUAUGCGAAUGCUUACAACGGAGGAGGCCGAAAUCGCUACCAUCGCUACUCGUCUGCUACAGCAGCUUCCCCAUGAGUUGGAGCGACAGAGCCAGAGCUAUACCCAGAUGAUCCAGUACCUUGGACAUCUCGCCAAGGGAGGCCAACGACGUGCCAAUGACGACCUCGUCGCCGCAAGCAUUUACACCUCACGCUCAGCUGCCUUCGCCUCACUCAAAAUUAAAGUAUCGGAAGCUAGUAUAAACAAAGAAUGGGCCAAGAUGAAAGAUGCAUGCCAAGCAAUUCUGGACAAACAUGCCGAAAUUGCUGCUCUUUGGCAUGUCAAGCCUGAUGCGUUGAAGAUUCAAAACAUGAAGGUAUACAAAGACCUUCUGGGCGCAGACUUGAGUGAUUAUAUCGAUAAAGCUACCAAUGCCAAAAAUCUCGAACUGAGCAGAAAGGUUCUUGGCGAUUCAGAGAAACAGCGCGUUCCUUGGCAAGUUGGGAAGAACGGUGAAUUUGGCAAUGACAUCGAGCCCCUUGACGAGGUCUUCCUUCACAAAAUUCUGACCGGAGAAGAGCCAAAAUCACUCCCAGCCGUCAAUUCAGCCGAGAAACUGGAAACAGAGACAACUGCUGUGAUUAAAACCGAAGCGGGGCGUGAAUUCGUGCAAUUUGAAUCGACAAUGCAGUCUAGCUUCAUCGUGACGAUGCAGAGUCAUUUGUCGGCCGAGAAUGUCUGUCAUAUGAUGAAUAUUCCUGUCACUGCAAUGCGAGUCUUUAUUAAGGCUCUUAAUCCGAAUUUUGUUUGGAAAGACUUGGGAAAGAACUACAAGACUACAAUUCUGGCGUUGUUGAAGCAUCGUUCGAAUCGGGCUGAGAGCCGGCCUACUAGGAAAAUGUUAGAGCUGGUGAGUGACAAGACAAAGCUUCAAAUUGAAGGGUGA
Penicillium vulpinum is the source of this 3906-nucleotide messenger RNA. RefSeq lists its product as uncharacterized. Bases 1 to 3906 code for a protein of 1301 amino acids. The record is from RefSeq and is a predicted model, not a curated record. The transcript has 5 exons. Lineage: Eukaryota; Fungi; Ascomycota; Eurotiomycetes; Eurotiales; Aspergillaceae.